GUCAUUAUCCCCAAACUACCAAAUUAGAGUUGGAGCUUUUUGUGUUUUUCAUUAUGAUGAUGGUGCAAACAAUAGUUGAAGAUGUUGUUAUGUUCUUGGCAGAUGUGUUGGUAAGCUUUCUAAAUAGAUCGAAAGCGCUAGAGAUGGAGAUGAGGAUUCUUGAGGAAAGCUUUAGUGAAACGUUAGAGGAAGAUAACAACAUGAAUUAUUUACUAGGUGAAAUGUUACAAGGGACAACGAUGAAUGAUAAUCUAGAAAUCAAAGGAUCUUGUGAUUCUUGUCCCAUAUGUCUCCAGGACAUGGCGGGAGAGCAGAGUGUGCGAUGCUUGGUGCAAUGUCAGCACCAGUUUCAUAAACUUUGCAUAGACAAAUGGCUUGUCCUCAACAAUUCUUGCCCCAUCUGCAGAAGGCAUAACAAUAUGCAUGUAUAUGUCCCUAUAAUUUGAUGUGGCAGUUUUGUGAAAGGAUUCUGCAACUAUGAAGUUUUGUUAUUAAUUAAGGUUUCUUGGUUUUGCAUCAAAGAAAAAAAAACACAUCAAUAUACAUAAAAUUGCCCUUA
Molecule: messenger RNA, 559 nt
Organism: Spinacia oleracea (spinach)
Lineage: Eukaryota; Viridiplantae; Streptophyta; Magnoliopsida; Caryophyllales; Amaranthaceae
Product: NEP1-interacting protein 1
Exons: 5
Coding region: 54-446 (130 amino acids)
Source: RefSeq, a predicted model, not a curated record